AUUGGCAAAUAUAUAAAUAAUCCUCCUGGAGCACGACAGGAGAGAUUGCAUCAAGCAUGGCUCGAGCCCCCGAUACGCAUUAAAAAAAGGUUGGAAAACAAAGCGGCGGACGAAGGACCUGGACGAGAUCGAUGAGGACUUGAAGGAGGAAAACGCGAAGAAAUUAUUGAAUCAGAAAGUGGAUUUUGAUAAGCCGGGAGCAGCACAGCAUUAUUGCAUCCACUGCGCGAGGUAUUUUAUAAACGAUAUUGCUUUGCAUAUUCACUUCAACACUAAAGCACACAAACGACGAUUGAAAGCACUCGAGUUGGAACCAUACAGUAUUGAAGAUUCUGAAAAAGCGGCAGGCAAAGGAAGCUACAUUACACCACAAAAACGUAAAAUCGAAACUGUGACUCGGAAGGACUUUAAUAAAAAGAAUAUGGAUUCUGAGCCUGAUGUGAAAAUGAUGAAAAUAAAUGAAUAGUUAUAUGAAAUUAUUUCAUAUUUUUAUUGUGACGUGAAAAAAAAUCUAGAUAGAAUGGCCAAUAAUUUGUAUAGAUUCACUCAUGCUUUAAAGCACACACAUAGAAUUUUGAUUCACAAUGUUCGUCGAGGAGCUUUCUUUCCGAUGAACUUCAAGAAAAAUUACAGUUCGGCACUUUAUAUUUCUGGCAAUAACGCUUACAAAUCAUUUGCGUAUUUAUCGCCGUACUUAGAUUUCGACGAAAAAUUUGGCAAUUUGGACAAACUGCAGGAAAAUCUAACGUCGCGCGGAAUAGAUAUAGACGUUAUUCAACUGAAAGAAGCAUGGAAUUUUUAUCUGCAGAUGGUCGCGGAUAGAUACGCGUUGGAAGACCACAAUACAAAACUCGCACAACGCUUAAGAAGUUUGCAGGAGAACACUGAGCGUACUGCCGAGCAGGAACAAGAAAUACUUAAAUUACGCACUCAGCUUAAUGUCGUACGGCAAGAUCUAAAAACGGUAAAGGAAGUGAUCUGGGAUCUGGAUGAAGAUGUGAUAUGCAGAAUUUUGAAAUUACCAAAUGAGUUAGAUCCUAGGACACCUGUUGGCGAAUCGGUAAUAUUGAAAAGUGUUGGCAAUGUGUCCGACAUAUCAGAAAAAAACAGGAAGAGUCAUAUAGAGAUCGGAAUGAACCUAGACCUGUUAGAGUACAAGAAUCCUCUCCAUUAUUAUUUAUGCAAUAACGCGGCCUGGUUCGAGCUCGCUGUGUUAGCACACGCAGGUCGAGUUUUCGACGAAAAUAAUAUGAUCAGAAUGGUUGGUACAGAUUUUAGCCGUAGUCUUCUGGUAGAAGCCUCUGGUUUGGAUCACGAGGAUCCCAUGGUUGCUUUCAUGAUAGAGAAUCAUAACGAGGUCGAAAGAGGCUCGCCGAAUCGCAUGCAUUUAGUUGGCGGCGCAAACUUGAUUUCUUUCCUAGCGUUGCAUACGAAACAGUUGAUUAAUCCCAAAUAUUUACCACUUAAGUAUUUUGCCACCGGUAGACAGUACACACCAUUGCCGCGAGAUUCCCCCACCUGUGGUUUGAUAACGGCAUGCCAGGCGUCCGUGGUGCACACCUUCGUCGUUGUAAAAGAUGCAAAGAAUGAAGAUUAUAAUAUGCUAUUCGAAGAACUCAAGGAAAUCGUAUGCAAGUUAUAUGACGAUCUAUGCGACCAUUAUCGCGUUGUGAUACGACCUAUAUCCGAAUUACAAAUCUGCGAGGAAAUGCGCGUAUCCUUCGAGCUGUGGUCGCCGUUUAUGAAUCGCUACAUUGAAAUCGGUCACCUAUCCACGUAUGGCGAUUAUUUUAGCAAGAGAUUACUGAUCGCCUAUCAAACAUCCACCGGCAGAAGCUUUCCCGCGGUAAUAUCUGGUACUGUUCUCUCUGUUCCACGUCUACUAGCUUGUCUACUUGAACAAAAUCCUGAUAAAUUUGUGAUUCCAUCAAAGAUUUCUGAACUUAUACCGUCGAAUGAUCCUAUUACUAUGUAAGUUAAUAAUUACAGGAAUUUUGUUCAAUUGAUGUCAUUGCCUUGUUUCGUUAAAAUUUUGCAUAAAUGUUUCAAAUUUAUAAAAAAUUCAACAUUGCUAUAAAAUAUAAUGUAGCAACAAAUCGAUAUGACAUGAAUUGUAAAAUUUAAAAGAUUAUAUUAUAUUUUUAGAUUGAAAUGUCACUAAUGUGAUGAUGUCAUUAAUAUAAUAAACUAAUUUAAGAAAUAUAUACAUAAUAUAUAUAAUAUAUCUAUACAUUAUCUGAUUUUUGUGUAAAAUACGAGCAGUGUUACCUAGUGUUACCAACAGAAUUAUUAGUGUUAUUAGAUUGCUAUUUUACAAGGUACCGAUCGAUGUAAUGCAAAACUUCAAAAGCCACUUCUACCAUAAUAAGUAUGAUAAUCAUCCAUUCCAAACGAACAUGAUGACGAUCGCUCAAAUGCAACGACAAAAUGCUCACCAAUUCCACGCAAUGAUUUAAUCUUUCGUUCAUCACCUGCAUAAAUAAUAGUAUCUUAAGUAAAUGCGAAAAAUACAAAUACCAUACAAAAA
Molecule: messenger RNA, 2527 nt
Organism: Pogonomyrmex barbatus (red harvester ant)
Lineage: Eukaryota; Metazoa; Arthropoda; Insecta; Hymenoptera; Formicidae
Product: Seryl-tRNA synthetase-like insect mitochondrial protein
Molecular function (GO): zinc ion binding; nucleic acid binding
Source: RefSeq, a predicted model, not a curated record